Molecule: messenger RNA, 791 nt
Organism: Brassica rapa (field mustard)
Lineage: Eukaryota; Viridiplantae; Streptophyta; Magnoliopsida; Brassicales; Brassicaceae
Product: transcription factor PRE5
Biological process (GO): regulation of DNA-templated transcription; regulation of growth
Molecular function (GO): protein dimerization activity
Source: RefSeq, a predicted model, not a curated record
UUAUUUCUCUCUUCUCUCUCAAUCCCUCCCCUGUGGUCCUCGACCUAUUUAAGUCCCUCUUAUCACUUUCUCAGUUUCUUUAUAUCUCUAAGUGUCUUUACACAAUACUUCCUUACAUUUCAGUUUUCUUCUCUUUCUGCUUCCACACCUUCAACAAAAUAUAAAACUCGUGGAAUAAACAUAAACCCUCUAUAUCUACUGGCUAUAUAGACUCUUAUUUUUCUUCAUAAACUUAACUCCCUUAUUAAGUAUUAUAACCUUUUUAUCUCUUGCUACUCCUCCCCAUCUCUUCUCUAUUGUCCAAUCCGGAGAAAGAGAUAAAGUACGCAGCUUAAGUUUCACUUUCUUGCGACAUAGUAGUGUUACAACUAAGCAACAAGUAAAAUCCUACAAAGAAUGUCUAACAGAAGAUCAAGACAAUCUUCAAGUGCUCUGAGGAUCUCCGAUGACCAGAUGAUCGACCUCGUAAGUAAGCUCCGUGUUCUUUUGCCUGAGAUUCGUGAACGACGCCGUUCUGACAAGGUGUCAGCAUCGAAGGUACUACAAGAGACAUGCAACUACAUAAGAAAGCUGCAUAGAGAAGUUGACAAUCUCAGUGACCGUUUGUCGCAGCUCCUCGACUCAGUUGAUGAAGAUAGCCAAGAAGCUGCCGUCAUUAGAAGCUUACUUAUGUAACCUUCCAAUAUAGUGAUUUAUUAUAAUAGAAAAUAUUAAUUUAUAUGUAAUAUGUUGAUCGUCCUUAAUAUACUAUCAAGCGACGUGUUUUUAAUGAGCUUCCGAAUUUCGGUCCA